UGGGGUUCCAGGCGGGCAGCAGCUGCAGGCCGACUGACUGGCGGCCUGGCUCAGGGGGAUGGAUUGGCCGCACAACCUGCUGUUCCUUCUUACCAUCUCCAUCUUUCUGGUGCUGGGCCAGCCUAGAAACCCCAAAGGCAAGAAGAAGGGGCAAGGGAAACCUGGGCCCCUGGCCCCUGGGCCUCACCAGGCGCCUCUGGACCUGGUGUCAUGGGCGAAGCCAUAUACUCGCAUGGAGGAGUAUGAGAGGAACCUUGGGGAGAUGGUGGCCCAGCUGAGGAACAGCUCUGAGCCAGCCAGGAAGAAAUGUGAAGUCAACCUCCAGCUGUGGCUGUCCAACAAGAGGAGCCUGUCACCCUGGGGCUACAGCAUCAACCACGACCCGAGCCGCAUCCCUGUGGACCUGCCGGAGGCGCGGUGCCUGUGCCUGGGCUGCGUGAACCCCUUCACCAUGCAGGAGGACCGCAGCAUGGUGAGCGUGCCGGUGUUCAGCCAGGUGCCGGUGCGCCGCCGCCUCUGCCCGCCGCCGCCGCGCGCCGGGCCCUGCCGCCAGCGUGCAGUCAUGGAGACCAUCGCUGUGGGCUGCACUUGCAUCUUCUGAACCCAGACGCCAAGCGGGCAACCAGAGACCGUCCUCCCUGCGUCCCCGUGCCAAUCAGGCCAAUGAAAAGUAAAGGCUGUCUUUUGUAAAGCAA
Messenger RNA from Orycteropus afer afer, 695 nucleotides. RefSeq names its product interleukin 17B (gene IL17B). Gene Ontology annotation, molecular function: cytokine activity. NCBI's taxonomy places the organism in Eukaryota, Metazoa, Chordata, Mammalia, Tubulidentata, Orycteropodidae. Gene Ontology annotation, biological process: inflammatory response. The record is from RefSeq and is a predicted model, not a curated record. Gene Ontology annotation, cellular component: extracellular region.